This is a messenger RNA of Lonchura striata (white-rumped munia), 548 nucleotides long. RefSeq names its product ubiquinol-cytochrome c reductase complex III subunit VII (gene UQCRQ). Gene Ontology annotation, cellular component: respiratory chain complex III. The record is from RefSeq and is a predicted model, not a curated record. Gene Ontology annotation, biological process: mitochondrial electron transport, ubiquinol to cytochrome c. Lineage: Eukaryota; Metazoa; Chordata; Aves; Passeriformes; Estrildidae.
CAAAUCUGUUAAAAACACACUUUAGCACAACUGCGCUUGCUCGCCCUCGCAUUCCCCGGCCUGCCCCGUUCAUUACAGGCGGAAAGCGCAGCUGGCGGUGCCCCGGAACGCCUCGCCGCGGCAGUUCCGGGGCGGGCGGCGGCCAUCGCGCGGUGACCGAGGGGACGCCGCGGCCAUGGGGAAGCACUUCGGGAACCUGGCGCGGGUGCGCCAUGUCAUCUCCUACAGCCUGUCGCCCUUCGAGCAGCAAGCCUUCCCCAAUGCCGUGUCCCACGGCGUCCCCAACGUGGCCCGCCGCUUCGCCUCACAGGUGUUGAAGGUGGCGCCCCCGCUGGCCCUCGGUUACCUCAUUUAUUCCUGGGGGACGCAGGAGUUCGAGCGGCUCAAGAGGAAGAACCCGGCUGACUACCAGCACGACCAGUGACCAGGAGCAGUGACCAGCGACCACGAGCAGAGCUCCCCGGGGACCUGCUGUGCUCGUUCCCAUGGCCGGAGGGGAUUAACUGGGAGAUAAGCCUUGGCUAAUAAACUGUAACUUUGUCCCAUGA